Messenger RNA from Amborella trichopoda, 2127 nucleotides. NCBI's taxonomy places the organism in Eukaryota, Viridiplantae, Streptophyta, Magnoliopsida, Amborellales, Amborellaceae. The record is from RefSeq and is a predicted model, not a curated record.
AAUCGAAGCACCGCGCAGUAAACGUCAUCGCCACUUUUGGUUUUUGGGUCCAUUUUACCGGCCAUGAUUUUUUUGUUUGGAGGCACUGCGUUUUGCAUUUAGAGACGUAGGAGGGAUUCCCUUCGAUUUUAGAGAGAGAGAGAGAGAGAGAGAGAGAGAGAGAGAGAGAGAGAGAGAGAGUUACAGUGAGGAAGAGAGAGAGAGUGUGUAUUAGCGCUGAUUAAUGGCAUCAAAGGUUGCAUGUUGCGGGGUCCAAUUCUGGCUUUACUUGCUGGCCAUCAUCGGAUUGGUCACUUUUGCAGGUCUAAUGGCCGGCCUCACACUGGGCCUCAUGUCCCUCGGCCUGGUGGACCUCGAGGUGCUCAUCAAGUCUGGCCAACCCAAAGACAGGAAGAACGCUGCAAAGAUAUUUCCUGUUGUUAAAAAUCAGCAUCUAUUACUGUGCACUCUCUUGAUUGGCAAUUCCUUGGCUAUGGAGGCUCUUCCAAUUUUCCUCGACAUGUUGGUUCCUUCGUGGGCUGCUAUAUUGAUCUCUGUCACUUUGAUACUCAUGUUUGGAGAGAUUCUUCCACAAGCUAUAUGUUCACGCUAUGGAAUGAGCGUUGGAGCAAUUAUGGCACCAGUUGUUCGUGUUCUCCUGGCGAUCUUCUUUCCUGUUGCAUAUCCCAUUAGUAAGAUUCUGGAUGGUCUUCUAGGGAAAGGGCAUGCUGUCCUUUUACGAAGGGCAGAGCUGAAGACAUUUAUGGAUUUUCAUGGCGACAAGGCUGGAAAGGGUGGGGAUUUAUCACAAGAUGAGACAACCAUUAUUUCUGGGGCCCUUGACUUAACUCAAAAGACUGCUAAGGAUGCCAUGACUCCUAUAUCAAAAACAUUUUCUCUUGAUCUAGAUGGCAUUCUUGAUGUGCAGACAUUGAAUUUGGUUAUGUCAAAAGGUCAUAGCAGAAUUCCUGUUCACUCUGGAAAUCCUACCAAUAUAAUUGGUCUCAUCCUAGUAAAGAAUCUCCUAACAAUUAACCCAAAAGAUGAUGUUCCUCUAAGGAAAAUGACCAUUCGCAAAAUACCUCGGGUUUCGGAAAGCAUGCCUCUUUAUGAUAUGCUGAAUGAAUUUCAGAAGGGCCAUAGCCACAUAUCAGUAGUUGUGAAGGACGUUAACGAGACUGCAGAGUCCUCAAACAAAACUAGUGAACCUAAUUCCCAUCAGGAAAAGAAGUUGAAUGGCUGUGUGACAAAAUCCCUGCCAGAUAGUAAAUUAAAUAAAGAAGAUCAUAACACUAACUUCACUAGGAGCAGCCAGUUGGGAGGGUCCAAAUCUGAGAUAUCUGAUUCUAACCCUGUGUGGAUCAGGAAGGAUGGAGAACAAAAGUUGAGAGAUGGAGCUUCUGCACCUGCUGAUUUAAAGAAGCGAAACAGAGGUAGCAUGGAGUUUGUUCUUAAUAGCGAUCAGGGUUUUGUUCCAGAUAUUCAAUACGACGAUGAAGCUGUGGGCAUUAUCACUAUGGAGGAUGUGAUUGAAGAACUCUUACAGGAGGAGAUAUUGGACGAAACCGACGAGUAUAUUAACGUUCAUAACAGGAUAAAGGUGAAUGUGAAAGCAUCAUCUCCAAGGAUGCCCCAAAUUUCAUCAUCCCCGUCACGACAGAUGCCUGGAAUGGUUCCAUCUUAUCGCGGCCACAGUCCAAUGCAGCAAUCGCCUGUUUCCUCUUGUCCUGCUGCUCCGGGUUCCACUCGGACACUCUCGACCUCAGGAGGUACUUCAAUUGCAGGUUCCUCUGAUAUGACAGGUUUGCAAGGUUCUGAUACAGGAAUUUGCAAGAGAGACAAUUGAGAUACCAGAGGUUGUGGUCUUUGAUUUAUACAAGUUAUGAAUUCGUAGUAAGAACAUUAAGCAGCGCUCUGUCAGAGCAAAUAGAUGAGGGAAGACAACUCUUGAGUGGGGGACAGCCUAAAUGUCCCAGUCAUAUGGAUGGUGCAUAAUCAUUAUUUCAUACGUGCGCUCUCAACACUUUAUCCAGAGAGAGAGAGAGAGAGAGAUUCUUUGAUUUACUUGGAAAAAGAAAGAAAAAAAUUCUUGUUGGAUCUAAAAAAUUAUUAAUGUCUUGUGAUGAUUGGAAGGAGAAUUAAUUACAA